AUGACCGUCUCGCCGAAUCUGCUAAGUCGAAACUCCAACAGCUGGAGAAUCCCGACCCGCGGUUCCUCAAAUACGGUUCCGCACCCGACUUUGACCUCUCACACGCACAUCCUCUCGUCUCCCGAGACAAAGAUCACAACUUUGCCUAACGGACUUCGGGUUGCCACCGAGUCGAACCUUGCCGUUAAGACGGCGACCGUUGGGGUUUGGAUCGAUGCUGGGUCGAGGUUCGAGACGGAUGAGACUAACGGAACAGCGCAUUUCCUGGAGCACAUGAUAUUUAAAGGGACGGUGAGGAGGACCGCUAGGAUUUGGAGGAGGAGAUCGAGAAUGGGGGGGCAUGGGCAUUUGAAUGCGUAUACGAGUAGGGAGCAAACAACUUAUUAUGCAAAGGUUUUGGAUAAGGAUGUGAACAAUGCGUUGGAUAUUCUGGCUGAUAUUUUGCAGAAUUCAAAGUUUGAGAAGUCGCGAAUUUCUCGCGAGAGUGAUGUGAUUUUGAGAGAAAGGAGGAGAGGAGGAGGUCAAUGGAGUUGCUUGAUUGGUUUUGUUGGCGAUAUAAGGGUUUGGGGUUAUUUGGCAGGUCUUCUUGUCCUGGGAGUUGAUGGAAUAUUUGUUAUAAUAAUUCAUCCAGAGUUGCUGCUCAUGGUUAUGGUUCCUGUUACUUUGGGGACUGACCCUGACUUUUGA
Mangifera indica (mango) is the source of this 687-nucleotide messenger RNA. RefSeq names its product probable mitochondrial-processing peptidase subunit beta, mitochondrial. Lineage: Eukaryota; Viridiplantae; Streptophyta; Magnoliopsida; Sapindales; Anacardiaceae. The record is from RefSeq and is a predicted model, not a curated record. Gene Ontology annotation, molecular function: metal ion binding; metalloendopeptidase activity. Gene Ontology annotation, cellular component: mitochondrion. The coding region runs from base 1 to 687 and encodes 228 amino acids. The transcript has 2 exons. Gene Ontology annotation, biological process: proteolysis.